Plodia interpunctella (Indianmeal moth) is the source of this 4840-nucleotide messenger RNA. RefSeq names its product innexin shaking-B-like. The transcript is spliced from 5 exons. The record is from RefSeq and is a predicted model, not a curated record. Gene Ontology annotation, molecular function: gap junction channel activity. The coding region runs from base 636 to 1757 and encodes 373 amino acids. Lineage: Eukaryota; Metazoa; Arthropoda; Insecta; Lepidoptera; Pyralidae. Gene Ontology annotation, cellular component: gap junction; plasma membrane.
GCGAACGUUGGGACGCGCCGCUCGCGCCCGCACCAUCGCGAAUCCACAAGUUUUGAAAUCCGAACGCGAUAUUACUUUUUGUUUUUUUAUUUUCACAACUUCAAACUUUUUUUUUAAUAACGCCGCUUUCCGGCCAGUGUUGGGAGUUCGAGUGUGACAAAAGCAGUGCGUAAAUGUCGAUUUCUGAACGUGUUAAACGUUUUAACGCUAAUCACCGCGCGUAACCGUGUUUCAAAAAUAAAACGUUGCCGAUUCGAAACCGGAGCACCUCGAAGGUUAAUGACAAAAUAAAAAGCGUGCAUUAAAUUAUGUGUCUAACUAAACUGCCAGCGACUGGAUUCCUGCCUUUAUUCUGAAACACCUAAUAUUAUAACUAGUAUCCAUGUCCGCUUACGCGAAAACCUCGAACGCACGGUGAGAGCAAACGACAAAGAAUGAAAAGAAGAAAAGAUGACACAAGCGCUCUCUCUGCUCAAGUUCAUAAAGAUACCGAAGAAGUUAAACCAACGUGACGUGUGACCGACACUGCCUACCACGUGCCUUACGAACUAUCUGGUGCUCGAAUCAAUAAAAUAAUAUAACUACAAAAUAAUGUUAGUGACACCGAAACAUCUGCAAAGACUCAAGCGUUUACAAUGUUAGACGUCUUUAGAGGAUUGAAGAAUCUCAUUAAAGUGAACUAUAUACACAUCGACUCCCCAGUAUUUAGGUUACACUACUCAAUAACUGUUAUAUUGCUAAUAUCAUUUAGCUUGAUUGUGACUACGAGGCAGUACGUUGGCAACCCUAUAGACUGCAUCCAUACGAAGGACAUUCCUGAGGACGUGUUGAACACUUAUUGUUGGAUCCAUUCAACUUAUACAUUAAAGAGUUUCUUCAAUAAGAAGGUGGGAGUGGAGGUCCCGUAUCCUGGCAUCGGGAACAGCCGGGAGAAAGGCAAGGAGGAUAUGAGCGACAGGAAAAUUUACAAGUACUACCAAUGGGUGUGUUUUUGCCUAUUUUUUCAGGCGAUGUUAUUCUAUGCACCGCGAUGGCUGUGGAAGUCAUGGGAAGGCGGGAAAAUCCGCGCCCUCAUGAUGGACCUCGACGUGGGCGUUUGCACGGAGAUAGAGAAGAAGACGAAGAAGAAACUGAUCCUGGACUACCUGUGGGAGAACCUGAGGUACCACAACUGGUGGGCCUACAGAUACUACCUGUGCGAGGGACUAGCCCUUGUAAAUGUUAUAGGGCAAAUGUUCCUGAUGAACCGGUUCUUCGACGGCGAGUUCCUGACCUUCGGGCUGGACGUGAUCGCGUACAUGGAGUCCGACCAGGAGGACCGCGUCGAUCCCAUGAUAUACAUAUUUCCAAGAAUGGUAAAAUGUACACUGUUCAACAAGUUCGGCUCGUCCGGCGAAGUGGAGCGGCACGAUGCACUCUGCAUCCUCCCACUGAACGUGGUCAACGAGAAGAUCUACGUGUUCCUCUGGUUCUGGUUCGUGAUUCUCGGCUUUCUCACCUUCAUCACGCUGCUGUACCGGCUCGUGAUCAUCUUCUCCCCGCGCAUGCGCGUGUACAUGAUGCGAAUGCGCUUCCGACUCGUUCGACGCGACAAUGUCGACACUAUAGUCAGGAGGAGCAAGAUGGGCGACUGGUACUUACUCUACAUACUCGGGGAGAACCUCGACUCCGUGAUAUUCAGGGACAUUAUGCACGAGUUCGCCAACAAACUGAACCACAACUACCAGCAUCAUAUCCACGGUGUCCCGGACGCGUGACCUCCGAUCCCCGGGUGGGUGUUCCACACGUGACUGACGUCUUUGCAGCGCGACAUGGACCCGCCCGUUUGAGUUGUGUCACAACUUUUCAAACGAACGUUUAUUGAAAUCAAAGGGAAAGUGAAUACUCUCUUUGGACGUUCGAAAACACAAGCGGGCCAAGUCGGCUGCCUUGAGGCACCCCAAGCCUCACCUGGACAAUACUGCGGAGUGUAUCAGAGACUUAUUAACAGAUACUUCUGCAAACGUUGAGGAUCGUAACAGUGCAAUUCUAAACACGCAAUAAUAGUUCGUACUUAAUCUAUAAGAACGUGAUCUCAGGGUGAAUCCUAUCAAAGGCCUUUUGAAUGUCAGCGAUGUCGGCUAUCCGGUUAGUUAUCUAGUGUUCAACUUUUAGAAGUAUUUUACUCAUAGUUUCGCUGCUCGUAGUGAUUGAUCGAAUCCGCUUCUCUUUUCUAUUCUAGCUAUAUAAUCGAAUUAAGCACACGGAUAAAAGCACACAACUUUAUCUUUUUUACACAACUUCUCACUUGCCAAAAAUUUGUAAGACCAAAUAAUAAGGCAAUAACUAAAAUAAUUUAAGUACGGUAGAGUAGGAUCUAAUUGAAUUGAUAGGGUUUUAUUAUUUCAAAGAUGGCCGCUGGUUCACUUGUCAGAGCGGCCCUCCUGGACUUAUUAACUUUUGAGUGCCAAAAGACAAAUGAAUUUCCUUGCAAAGCAUUCUGAGUUAAAUUUGUCAAAUUUUACUCUGGGAUUAAAUCCGUAGUUAAAUUAUUAAUAUUUAUUAAAAUUUAAAAAUAAAUUAAUUCUUAUUAUAAUAAAUUAAUUUAUCCAGAAUUCCAGAUUCACUGCCAUUAUUUAAUAACUGAGUUGUACCUAUUUAAUGCUGAAACAAUAAGUUUUGUAUUAAUUUUAAUAUAUUAAAUCUAUCUUUCUUCAUAUAAAAUUUACAAAAUCAAAAGUGCUUAGUCUAAAUAUUAUGUAGGUCGAAUUGUAUCAAAAAAAAAACUUAGUUGUGCCUAAUUCAGUACCUCGUGUUAGACGAAUAUGAAUUUGUUGAAAAAUGUUGUGUUCGUACGGAUAUUAAAAUUUGUAGGAUUAUAAUAACGAGCUACUAAACCAAGAGGCUUCGCUAGUUUUUAGGGUUCCGAAGCACACGAGAAACCCUCAUUUGUAAUAACAGAAGUAUCUUUCUGAUAACAUUUUAUUGAGUAGUGAAUUACUUAUUCAAUAUAUUUUGCCUCGCAGAAAAUUAUAAUACAGUCAAUACUAAACUUUCAUAAAAAUAUCGUUAUAAUCAAGUGACCAUUGAAAGAAUUUCAUUUUCAGUUAUCUGAGUAUAUGAAAUUUUGAUUAAAAUAUCUGCAAUUCGAAUUCAUUGACGCGUUAUCUGUAACGUGGUGAUUUCUCUUUAGGUUUAGUAGCACAAAGUAAAUGUAAACUUUGAUCGUAAAAUGUAAAGUAACAAUUUGGUAUGUUGAUAAGUUUGCUGACUAAGGUAUAUAAAUAUGUAUAAAAAUUGAUUUGCAAUGUUCCUAAAAUUCCCGAUAAAUUGUAAUUUAACUAAUUCACCAUUUCCUCCAGGUACAGUCGACGACAAAGUGAUAGUUUCAAUCAUUAGCAAAAAAAAAAACGCAAAUGUAAUCGCUUUUAUUCAUUGACUGUACCUGCCUACUCACACAAUAUCCUUGUUUACACGAACCUGUACUUACAAUUGGUUGGUUAUUGUAAGAAAUAAGCCUUGCAUAAAGCCAUACAUACAGUACAUAGGGACCAGCCAUAAUGACGUAUAUGUUUUAGACGUCUGCUCGAAACAUUGACAAUGAUCACGACAAAUCGACAUAUUUUACAUAAUUAAAGCGGCAAUGUUGUAUUCACGCAAAAAUCUUAGAAACGAAUCACAAACAAAAUCAUGUCACGAUAUACAUAAUCAUAUGUAUGGUCGUGAUUAAAAUGACCGAUGUGACGAGAAAGCGAUGAAGACAAUCUUUGCUAGUAAAAUGUAAACUAUUACAGGUAUCUUUUACAAUCGUACCAUCGCAUAAACUAUUGGAUAGCAUCAUUGAUGAUCGAUCUCAAAGCGUUUCGACCGCUGCGGCCGCGCGGUCAUUACGAUCCGUCAAUUUUCUUGAGGAAGGAAUCAUUUCCGAAAUCAAUCGUUCAUCCAAUUGACAUUGACCACAGUACAGAUUAAUGAUUUUAAAAUCUGAGAGUAAAACUGAUUGUUGUCUUUGUUAAAAUUUGAAAAAUUGCAAUGACGGCGUGCCCGCAGCGGUGAAAACUCACUGAGAACCACCUGAUGUAACCUACAAGCACUACAUAUUUCCACAAGACCGAAAAAAAACACUACAACCAACGCAAAUCGCUACUAAAUAAAGGUGCUGUGUAUGUGCAUCAUUUAAAAUAAACUAUAAAUAUUCAUUAAAAUAUUAUACGAUAUAUUUUGGCGGUUAACCGACCAUUGCAGAUUGUUAACAAUACAUAUAUCAGUCUUAGACGACCUCGGUGGCGCAGUGGUAAAGUUCUUGCCACUGGACCGAGAAGUCCCUAGAUGGAAAAUGAUCUUUUUCUGAUUGGCCCGGGUCUUGGAUGUUUAUCUAUAUAUGUAUUUGUUAUAAAAUAUAGUAUCAUUGAGUUAGUAUCCCAUAACACAAGACUAGAACUUACUCUGGGGCUAGCUCAAUCUGUGUGAUUUGUCUUAAUAUAUUUAUUUAUUUAUAUUUAUUUUAAAUUGAGUAAAUUUUUAUUUAUUUAUUUUUUCCUUUUUUAGUUGCUAUCUCUGUUUGGUCUAAUGGUUGACUGGUAGAGAACGCCAUAUGGCGUACAUACAAGUCUUUUGUACAUUUUUUUUUUUAAUUUUGUGCAAUAAUGUUCUUAAAUAAAAAAUAAAUAAAAUUACCUAUCCAAAGUAAACAAUGUAUCAAAUAUAUAUGUUCGUGUAGACAAGCAAUAUAAUCUUAUUGUAGGACUAUUUAAAUGCCAAAUAUUGUGCCAAAAAUAAUAUUCUAGUGAGAAUAACUCAAUGAUCAAGUUACCGUGGGCAACAUCGAAUAAAUGAUAUGAAAAUAACACGAAUUUCAUUU